CGAAAAUUAUGUGAAAAUCCCGCGAAUUAUCCAUAACGAAGUGCGUCUGCAAGCAGAUGACGUUUCUGCGCUUCAGCUUUCCUUCGGUGCACCGAAGUGGCCCUUGAACGUUAGACCUGCACGCGCGAGCGUCACCGUUUGGAUUCGAACGCGCACGAGCUACACGACGUUGUCGUCUUCUUCAUCAACACACACACACACACACGCGCAUUCGCACGUUUUCGUUUCCUGACGGUUGAGCGCAAUCAAACCUAAACAAACGACACCCAACGGUUUUCCCCGGCAGUGUGACCGACAUGAGUGGCGAUAGGGCACGACCGCACGCGCGCCCAAAACCAAACCAAAACACAGCAGAGAGAAAAAAAAAAAAAACUGACUGCUGGUGAUGUGGUGGUGUUGUUGUUUGAAUGGAGCCUUCUCUUGCUUGCUUGGCGCACUCGCGUCAUGGCCAUAACCUGUCUGUGUCGCUUGCUGGCCGGCUUGCCUGCUCGUCAUGGCCAUUUCCCACGACAGCAGCAUUCCAGCGACACCACCAACCAACAACAGCACAAACGUGUGCUUGCUUCUUCUUCCUUGCUUCUGCUUGUCUUGUUCUGGCUAGCUAGCUAGCUAGCUCGCUCGCACUCAGGCACUCAACCCUUGUUGGUUCAUUUGUUCAUUUACUCUUUCCAUUCCACCUUCACAGCACCUCAACCACCCCAAAGCAACCUGCCGGUGUUGGUUUGUUUUCCCCCAGCCAACCAUAGUUUGGGUGCAACAGUCCUCGUUCAGCGCAGCACGUGAAAGUGGUUCGUGCACAUUAUCUCUCGACUGUACACGAACACCACGAACACCCCAGCAGCACCACUCGUCUUCGACGGGUAUCGUCCAGCAUUUUCUCCACGAACCCAUUUCGUGCCACCAGUCGCAUAAACAGCAGCGGCAGCACACAACAGCAGAUCUCCACCGCGACAUGAUGGACCAUCAACACCACCAAGCACAGGCACAGCAGCGGCGGUGCAGCGGCGACGAUCGCACAGACAGCAGCUGCUCUUCCUCGCCAACCUGGCCCAUGUGGGCCACGGAGGAGACGGCAAACGGCCACGGGUCAGUCGCCAAGCGCAUGGUGGCCCAGCGGCCGCCCUGGCACCGCAACUCUCCGCUCGCCUCCGUCUCUGGCAGCUGCGACUCGCUCCUCGCUGGCCAGGAUGACGAUGGCCGUUGCGUGCAGUCGCCCCCACCCAUUGCGUCCGGCAGGACGCCCCACAGCAAUGACGGCGGCGAUGAUGGCGACGAUGGUGGCAACUACAACAGCGACCACGACGACAUUGACGACUUUUCCGAUGCCGAUGCCGUGCGUGCAGUGCUCGGCGUUGCCAACACCAGCAACAACAACAGCGACAGCAACAGCAACAGGAGCAACAGCAACAGGCGCAACAGCGAGGACCAUGACGGUGCCGGUGAUGCCGGCUCUGUUGACUCACACGUGUACGAGGAUGUGGAGGACGAGGACGAGGCAAGCGUGGGCACGGUGCCAAAGCUGCCACCGCGCAUCUACCGCUGGAGCAAGGUGCGCAAAGACAGCGGUGUCUGUGUCGUGUCCGCAACCACGUCCGCGUCAUCCUCUUCAGCCCAACUCGACAUUCCCUCCCCAAUCAAGGAGGCCUCCACAUCAACCGCCACCAACGACGCAACAACAACAACAGCCACCAACACCACCGACACAACAACAACUGCGAGCAAGGACGAGGUCGCACCAGCGCAGGCGGCACUUGGCAAGCUGUUUCCCCAGCAAGGCAAGCACAAGCAGCUCCGGCGCCCGCUCACGCCGCCACAGCACCAGCCCAUCAUCGACGCCGCAGCUUCUCUCCCGUCGUCCCCGCUCGCGUCACGCCGCUCGUCCGUGCCGGAGGACCUGCAGCACUUCCAGCAGCACCACCUCCACCAGCAACAGCAGCCGCAUCACCAGCAGCCGCAGCGGGCCCGGCGCGGGUCUGGCCCGUCUUCGGGUCCAUCGUCGCGCGGGCGGUCGCCAUCGAUGUGGCAGCUGUUGUGGCAGCCCAUCCAGCGGCUCUCACGCUCCCGCUCCCGCUCGCCGCACCCGGCCGAGGCCAGGCCAAAGGGCAAGGGCAAGGGCAAGAGUGGCAACACGAAGAAGCACAAGCGAGGCAAGGCAAGCAGAGGUGGCAGCGGCAGCGGCAGCAACACCCCGCCCGUGGUGGUGAGCAAGGCAGAUGCAAAGCGCGGCUAUGCCGUGCCGCAGGAUGCAGUGCUCGCGCCACGCGACGGCGUCGACUACAGCAGCGUGGACAACAGCAGAUGCACAAGCGCAUGCAGCAGCGUCAGCAGCACGGGGACGAGUGUGAGCGGGCUGGACACGUUUGACCGGGAGGCGGCGCUGCGGUCGCCAGAAUACGCGCUGGUGCCGGAGGAAGCAGACGGAACGGUGCACGAGCUGCCACGCCACCGUGACGGCGACGACAAUGACGACGCCUUUGAUGGUGAUGGUGAUGAUGAUGAUGAUGAUGAUGGUACGGAGGUUGGGGAUAGUGAGAGUGGUAACGACUGCAGCAGCGCGUGUGGGGACGAUGCCAGCAUUGCCACACUGCAGCCACCACAGCACGACAGCCGUGGCACGGACAGCGACGACGUGCAAGCGCAGCAGCACGAGCAGCAAGAGCAGCAAGAGCACGAGCAGCAAGAGCAGCAGGGGCAUAAGGAGGUUAACAGCGCAGAGCAGUGCAGUGAAGAGGCAAGCAGCAACGACGUCGACAGCUUGGUGGAAGGGCGAGAGGUCAACUGCGGUGGCGUCGUCGUCACAUACCACGCCGUGCCCAGUGUGCAGCAGUGCACCCACUGCAACACGACGGACAGCCUGCUGUCCUCCUUUGGCGGCAACACGCAGCACCAGGAGGCGCAGGCCCUGCUUGACCGCAUCUACACGCAGAUUCCCUCGCGCCAGGAGCGGAGCCAGACCACGGCUGCCACGGGUGCAGUGACGCCAGACAAGAGCGUUGGCGGCUGGCUCAAGAACAACAUGCUUCGCCGCAACAACAACGGCAACGGCAACGGCAACACCAGCAAGCAGCAGGUUGCAGCUGCGCAGCUUGUGCGCGUUGGCGUGCCAACCCAACCCAUCGACGACGGUGCUGACAGCAACAAGGCAACAGACACGGCAAGCGACUGCAAAGGAAGCGGCGUCAGUCUUGUGUCUUACGACAACAACGACCUGUGUGCUGAGGUGUGCUAUGCCAUGGCAGACCCACCGCAGCACCCGCUUCGCCGUGGCGUGCAUGGUGUCCGUGGCUCCGAGCAGGAGCUGGACAGCGAUGAGGACAGCGAGCGCUACGACGAGCUGAGCGACUUGAGGAAGAGCGUGGUGUAUGCAGAGGUGAACAAAGCGGGGCGCGGCAAGCAUGCACGACACGUGUCAGCCACCCCAUCGGAGUUGAGUGUUCGUAGUGACGGCUACGCUACUGUUGGGCCUUCCACCUCCGGCAGCGUUCGGAGCGGCCGAUGGCAGUAGAGAUUGUGUGAAGGCGUACCUGAUCGCCUGACCGACUUGCUUACAAUAUUAUUCAUGCGCAUGCGUGUGUGCGGGGAGGGAGAGAGAUGAAUCGCGGCACACCUUCCUCGUUUCGUUCCUUUCGUCUUACCACUUUCUUUGCUUGCCUAAUUAAAGAAUCGACAUUUGGUGAA
This is a messenger RNA of Salpingoeca rosetta, 3678 nucleotides long. RefSeq lists its product as uncharacterized. Bases 953 to 3505 code for a protein of 850 amino acids. The record is from RefSeq and is a predicted model, not a curated record. The transcript has a single exon. NCBI's taxonomy places the organism in Eukaryota, Choanoflagellata, Craspedida, Salpingoecidae.